Messenger RNA from Cervus elaphus (red deer), 5310 nucleotides. It is a transcript of the gene SLC36A2, whose product is annotated as solute carrier family 36 member 2. Gene Ontology annotation, cellular component: vacuolar membrane. The record is from RefSeq and is a predicted model, not a curated record. The transcript is spliced from 12 exons. Gene Ontology annotation, biological process: proton transmembrane transport; L-alanine transport; glycine transport. The coding region runs from base 154 to 1746 and encodes 530 amino acids. Gene Ontology annotation, molecular function: amino acid:proton symporter activity; L-alanine transmembrane transporter activity; glycine transmembrane transporter activity. NCBI's taxonomy places the organism in Eukaryota, Metazoa, Chordata, Mammalia, Artiodactyla, Cervidae.
AAAUAUGGGACCAUGCCAAGGCCAUUCAUCCACUCAUCCUGUAUGGAGGGAUGCUGGUGAUCACUAGAGUGUACAGAAGGCUCUGGGCCUCAAGCUACCAUAAGUUUGGGGCCACCACCCAGAGGGUAGAGUCUGUAAGACUCCUCUCCUUGGAUGGUAUUUACCCCACCUACCCCAUGCAGUUCUGUGUUCCCCUCGGAAAUCAUCACGUACUUCUCUGUUUCCUGGAUAGUGAAGCACUGGACCUUCAUUGUAGAUCUGGGGGUUUGCACUGCCAUAAUCUGUCUGACAUCCAUGUCCAUGGCAAAGGGUGCCAGGAGUCCCCAGGGAGCUGUUGACCUCAACCUGGACCUCAGAUCCCCUCCUGAGGGUGCCAAGGAGCUGCCGAACAAGGACUCCGGUUUCUUGGAUGGAAGCCCUUCUGAGUCACCGGGCUUGGAGACAACCAAGGGCAUAACAGCAUUCCAGACCUUGGUUCACCUGGUGAAAGGUAACAUAGGCACAGGGGUCCUGGGACUCCCGCUGGCUAUGAAGAAUGCAGGCAUCCUGAUGGGCCCACUCAGUUUGCUGGCCAUGGGCCUCAUCUCCUGCCACUGUAUGCACAUCCUGAUCAGGUGUGCCCGGCGCUUCUGCCACAGGUUCAAUAAGCCCUUUAUGGACUAUGGGGAUACAGUGAUGCAUGCACUAGAAGCCAACCCCAGCGCCUGGCUCCAGAACCACGCACGCUGGGGAAGGUGUAUUGUGAGCUUCUUUCUUAUAGUCACCCAGAUGGGCUUCUGCUGCGUAUACAUUGUGUUUCUGGCUGAUAAUUUAAAACAGGUAGUGGAAGCAAUUAAUAGCACAACCAACAACUGCCAUUACAACGAGACAGUGAUUCUGACGCACACCAUGGACUCUCGACUCUACAUGCUCACCUUCCUGCCAUUCCUGGUACUGAUAGUUCUCAUCCGGAACCUCAGGGUCCUGACUAUCUUCUCCCUGUUGGCCAACAUCACCAUGCUGAUCAGCUUGAUCAUCAUUGUCCAGUACAUCGUCCAGGAAAUUCCAGACCCCCGCCAGUUGCCACUGGUAGCAAAUUGGAAGACCUACUCACUCUUCUUUGGAACAGCCAUUUUUUCAUUUGAAAGCAUUGGUGUGGUUCUGCCCUUGGAAAACAAGAUGAAGGAUGCCCGCCGCUUCCCAGUCAUCCUGUCUUUGGGAAUGUCCAUCAUUACUGCCCUCUACAUCAGUGUCGGGACUCUGGGCUACCUGCGGUUUGGAGACGAUGUCAAGGCCAGCAUAACCCUUAACCUGCCCAACUGCUGGCUGUACCAGUCAGUCAAGAUCCUCUACGUCAUUGGAAUCCUGUGCACCUACGCCCUGCAGUUCUACGUCCCUGCGGAAAUCAUCAUUCCCUUCGCCACCUCCCACAUGUCGAAACGCUGGGCACUGCCUCUGGACUUGUUCAUUCGCCUCGCCAUGGUCAGCCUGACAUGCGUCUUGGCUAUCCUCAUCCCCCGCCUGGACCUGGUCCUCUCCCUGGUGGGCUCCCUGAGUGGCAGUGCCCUGGCCCUCAUCAUCCCACCCCUCCUGGAGAUCACCACCUACUACUCAGAGGGUCUGAGCCCCGUCACCAUCGUCAAGGACACCCUGAUCAGCAUCCUGGGCUUCGUGGGCUUUGUGAUGGGGACCUACCAGGCCCUAGACGAGCUGAUCCAGUCAGGAAGCCCUCUCACCUUUUCCAACUCCACUGUUUUUAUUCAGUGAAUAUGGCACUGCUUCUUUCCACCAGCACCCUGACGUUUAAAGACACAAAUCUCUUUUAUGUGCAUUAUCUGUAUUUUGGGGCUUUACCUUACUCUGGGCUAAGUCACAGUGAAACAAGCACGGACUUACCAAGACAAGGUCUAGGUGGUAACUUAAAAAUUUUUGUGUGUUUAUUUCUUUUCUUUCCAUCUCUAGCUUUCCCCUACACUGAGAGCUCUCCCUCUGAAGGCUCUUGAUUCCAUCCAACUUUUUGGCAGUUCACAUAAUGAAUUUCUUACCUUGAGUGGGGCUAUGCAAGAGGAAGCCACCAGGGGGGAUCCAAGAGGCAGCGACUGACAGAAGGAGGGGCAGCCUGCUAAGGCUAUGGUGAUUUGGUAGACAAAGGGUGUCCUCUUUUCCAGUGGACAUAAUCCAUAAUCCAGCAAAGUGUGAAAAGCUCCAGCAUCAAAGUGGGUAGGGUCUAGAGGUCCAGUGCGAACUGCAACUGUCAGACAGCAAGGAGCCAUCAUAUUUAAAUCAAGGGCAAUAAACUUUCUUGACAGCUAGAUAAAGUUUUGGCCCAGUUCAAAGAUCUCAACAAAGCAGUCCUCAUGAAAGUAGAUGUGCCAGUGGUGGGGGUGGGGGGGUGGGGGUAGGCAGGAGCUAAAAGAUGACACUAUUUCAUUAUUUACCUCUUGAUUCUUGUUUUUCUUAACCUCUUAAUUCUUGCAACAAGCAUUCUUGCUUACCCACCGCACACCAAGCAAAGUUCAAAGUUCUUGUAAUAGAUUGCAAAAAUGGCCACAAAUUCCUCCUGUCAAUGUGAUGUUGCAGCUCCUCCCAUCAAGAAGUAAAAUCUGUAUCUCUGCCCUUUGAAUCCUGUUGUGGCCUUGUAACUUGCUUUGGCCAACGGGACAUUAGUGAAUGUGAUGCAAGCAGAGGACUGGUGAUGGCUCAUGCAUUGGAACUUAUAUCAUGAUGCUCUGUGGAGCCAAGAGCACCAGGUGAAGAAGCCAGGGCUAGCCUACUGAAGGAUGAGAGACUGUGUGGAGCAGAAAUGAAUCAUCCCAGUUGAGCCCCAUCUCCCAGAACAGCCAGCCCGCCAACAUCCUAGACACGUGAGUGAAGUAUCCUAGACUAUAUCCAGCCCCAAUCACGUUGACCAGACCAUAAGUAUUCCUCAGAUGAGCCACAGAAUUAUGAGAAAUAAUAAAUGUUUUUAGUUUUAAGCCAUAAGAUGUAGAAGGUUUUAUGCAGCUAAAGCUGACUGAUACAUUGCUCUAAAAGGGAAACACUAAUAAGUGAGAGAAGAAUCUCUAUCCUCAAGCUAGUCUGCUGUACACUGGGGAAUAAUGACAGAUCAUCAAGUGAGUUAGUACUGUAUAGAUCCUUAUAAGGGCAGGGGGACACUAACUGCUCUGGAGUACUGAGCAUAACUUUCCAUCAGUGACACCGUUAGAGCUGGAUUUUGAGUAGAACUUAGGUCUCCCAGCACUGAAUCUGACCCUUCUUCCACUCAGUCCUGCUGCCUCAACAUUCCCGUGCCUUUUCUUAUGUCUGACAUUGGCUGGCAACCAAGGGCCCAUCAACCCAACACAUCACUUCAACCUUCCUGUUGGUGACUGCUACCUCCCUCCCCCUAAAAUCUAAAAUUGAGGAAAAGCAUCUAGAUAAAUGAUAUGUUGUAGGCAGAUUUGUAGUUCAGUGAGGGGUAAGAAUGUUUCUCAUUACAGUCUCUGUGGUUUUGGAAAGUGACCCAUGCUUAUUUCAGCCUCAGUUUUAAGAGAACAAUUUCAAAAGCCCUUUCUUAUUUAUUUUUAUCCAUCAUCCUACCUUUGCAGUCUAGGGAAGGUAUGGAGGGCUGAGGGGAGUGUCUACCCCAAUUCCCAAGUCCUGGUCUCCUUUUUUUGUGUGUUACUUUCUACCUGCUAAAUUCCAGAAAGUGCUUCAUGAACACAAGCUCCCCACCCAGAUCUCAUAGUCUGCAGAGUACCUGCUGGGAGAUGGACACUCAUAAUCUAUGCAGUGGUCCACUGCCCACCUGGCCAGAGAUCUGGGUGUCAUAUCUACAUCAGAAAUGUAGAAGACCCAGAGUACUGCCACUGAUUGGUUCAAAGCCUUUGCAAUGUGAUCUUCUUCUCUCUGAACUUGUCUCUUCCACUCUGCUCAACUAUUACUCUACCCAACCUUGCUAAGUUAAAGAUUGUUUUCUCUGUUAUUAAAAAAUGGUCAUUCCCAUUCUUCAAGGACAAGCCCCUACUGUAUAAGAGAAUCAGGUUAAUCUUGUCAUAGAAAAAUCUGGCUAAAAUUGAAUCUUGGAAAGAAAAAAUAAAUUUAGCAACACUGAUAUAAGCAAUAAAAGCAAUCUGGGGAGACUUAGUAGUAGUUGUCAGCAACACUAAUGAUACCAACUAUUAGAAUUGUGUGAGUGUUGGGGGUAUUAAAUUUUUUUAAUUGUUCAAUACAGUACAUACACACAGCCUUCCGCCUUCCUACCACCCUACUGAUUCUUUAAUUUUUGGAGCUUGCUUUUGAAUCAAGGAUCAGAGAAAAUUCUUCCAUCCCUCAGUGAGCAUGUCUUAAGUGUUUUGCAUGUAAUUAUCUCAUGUAAUCCUUACAGUGAAACUCUGAGGUGUGUAGUGUCAUUGUUCUUAUUUCCUAGUUAUGAAAAUAGGCUUUGAAAUACUGAGUAACUUGCUGACGAUCAAACAUGUAGUAACAAAUGGGUCAAGACUGAAACUUUUGUACCCCAACACUCCUCAUUGCUUUGUAGACCCCAGGAGAGACCUUUGAAUGAUGGUGGUUAAAGUAAAAAUAGGAAAAAUGUGUCCAGUGGAUUACACAUUUUGAAAAAUUAGAAAUGCCACAGCCUUUCCCUAUAAGUAAUAAAUCAGCUAUGAACUGAGGAGGGGUUUCAGGAGACUGUAUGGUAAAUCAGGAGCAAAGCAGAAUUUCCUAGCCACCCUUCAAUCCUGCCUGAUAGUAUUUAAACUCUUUUCAGGCCUAGAGAGAGAAGAAAGUCUUCCCUGCUUUUUAUGUAAAAAAUCCUGAUUCUGAUAUCAAAAUCUGACAAAACACACAUAAAAAAGCAUGACCAAAUAUAAACAUAAAUACAAGCAUCUUUUAAAAAUAGCAGAUAGAAUCUAGCAGCAUAUUAAAAGAACAGUGUAUCAUGGAGCUUUUCCUAUGAAUGCAAAAAUGAUUUGACAUUAAUAAAUCUGUUACAGUAGGUAGCUCUAGAGAUCAGGGAAGAGAAAAUAAUAGAAUUUCAUGAUGUAAUUCUGACUUUCAAAGAAAACUCAGUAUUAUAAAAAGAUAAGAAAUAACAUGAUCUGGGAAGGAGGAGGAAAGUGAUUUCUGAGGCAGCAUCAUAAUUAACAGUGAAGCACUAAAAGCAGUUUCAACGAAGUGAAAUUAGAAAAGGAUGUUUGAUAUCAUUAUGUUAUUAACACAAAAAGUAAUAUAAGGUAUAAGUUUUGGAAAGAAAGAAAUAUUUGCAGUACAAUUAACUGGAAAGCUCAGAAAAAUUAACUGAAUGCUGUUAGACACAAAAGGAAUCAGCAAAAUAAAAGUAAUGAAACAAAA